AUGGGUAACAAUUGUCAAUGCCCCGGUGACAAAGGGGAGGAGGUUUUCAAAGCUUUCUCACCUCGGCACAACGACAUAGUAGAUGCGGAGCAGCUAAGCAAGGUUCUGGUGCCACCUGAGUUCCACAAAAUCCAAGGGAUGUGGAGAACUGAAGAGGACAUGCAACUUAUGGGUGACUCGGCUGCGAGAGGUGAAAUCAGAGGAUCCACGGUGGUUUGGGACAAGGUCUUCAACUUGUCUCAGUCAAAACUCAGGCCGGCUCCUGAUGGCGGGUUUGAGAUGAUCUUAAGUGGGGCCAAGCACAAGGCAAAGCACGAUGCCAGUGCCGAUCGACUCAUAUGGAGCGAUGGUGAAGUUUGGGUCAGGGCUCGGAGGCAAGUGUGA
Messenger RNA from Cladocopium goreaui, 384 nucleotides. Lineage: Eukaryota; Dinophyceae; Suessiales; Symbiodiniaceae. The record is from the annotation of a GenBank genome assembly.